Exserohilum turcica Et28A is the source of this 965-nucleotide messenger RNA. RefSeq lists its product as uncharacterized. The record is from RefSeq and is a predicted model, not a curated record. NCBI's taxonomy places the organism in Eukaryota, Fungi, Ascomycota, Dothideomycetes, Pleosporales, Pleosporaceae. The transcript has a single exon. The coding region runs from base 168 to 965 and encodes 265 amino acids.
ACAACACCAAUACUACAACGACAACGACAGCGAUAACAAAAGACACUUGCCCCUUCCAAUACUCUCUCUCUCUCUCUCUCUUUUUUUUUCUUCCGUCACUGACAACAAGACUUCGGUACUCGGGUCGUGCUUCGAGAACAACUGAAUCACUCCGACAACAAGACAGGAUGCGUGCUACGCUUGCUACCUUGACGGCGCUGCCGCUCCUCACCGCGAGCCUGCACCUAGGCGCAGUGCACCCGCAUGUCCAUGGCGAACUGCACCGGCGCGUCAUCGCGACCGAAGUCGUUGUCGUGACCAAGACCGUCUACACGACCGUGACGCAGGACUCUCCAUCCAGCACUGCAGCCUCCACGAGCGUCAACAUCUCCGAGAGCAGUGCGUCCGUCACCAUGGCGCUUCCGACGUCGUCUUCAGCAGCUACCCUAAAGCCGCCCGGUGACACCUCUUACACUGCACUUCCGCUGUCGCCCAACCACGCGCUCAUCGUCAACUCGUGCGACUACGACGUCUUCGUAUCGUCCAUCGGCGAUGAGAGCUGCGGCCCCAGCACGCUUGCCCAGCGCAUCCCCGCAAACACCACGUACACGGAGCGCAUCCGCAUCUGCUACAAGUCGGGCGUGUCGCUCAAGGUGGCGCGCACCGCUGCGCUCGAACACCCCAUGCAGUUCGAGUACACCGUCUGGGACGACAAGAAGACCGUAUCGUACGACAUUUCUUAUCUCGAUUGCAUGGUGCAGGAGGAUGGCGGCGCAAAGACUUUCGACAAGUGCGUUGGCCACGAGAAGGGGAUCCAGGCCGUUGCGGGUAGUGACUGUCCUGUGUUCCAGUGUGAAGCCGGCGUCGAGUGCGCGCAGCAGGCUUACACGAUCCCGGAGUUUGGCUAUUUGCCUGGUGCGCCUGUCGGUGCUUGUAACGUCGAGCAGGGCAUUGCGUUUGAGCUUUGCGCUGAGAAUCGCACUUGA